GUUAAUUUAUUAAAUAUGCUGAGAUUUAACAAUUUAACAAAGAUCCAGAACAGCUUCAAGCUAUCUAGAUGCUUCUCGACACAGACUAUUUUGAAUAAGGACACUAAUCAGGCUAGAGGAAUCGCUGAAUACGCUAUUGAUUUCAUGAACUCUGAAAGGGAUAUCUCUCCAGAAGUCUAUGAAAAAGUCAGACUUUUCCAUACUGACUCUGUUCUUUGUGGAGUCUCAGCCCUUGCCUUGAAGACUAAUGCUCCCAAUGUGCUGAGAAAUGAGGCUAUCAAUAGCUUUAGAGCAAGUGAAGAGAGGAUUUCUCUUGGAGCUAAGGUAUCUAAGUGUCUUGGAUCAGAUAUCUGGGUAUCUUCUGAGAAAGCCAUUUGUGCCAAUGCCUCUGCUGUUAGAGAAUGGGACUCUAAUGGAACUGUCUUUGGGUACAACCCAAAUAUUCCAGGUCAUACUGCAGGAGAAUUCGGGCAUAAUGAUUACUACCCAGUUGUUAUUGCUGCAGCCCAUAACAAUUCCAAGUUUACAGGCAAAGACGCAUUAAAAGGAAUGAUCUGUUUGGAUGAGAUCAGAGGAAGAUUGGCAGAAGUAUUCUCCUUAAAAUCUUACAAGAUUGAUCAUGUUGUUCACGGCGCUAUUGCUAGUGCAGCUACUUAUGGAGCUAUGCUUGGAGGAAGUGUUGACGAAAUAGAGCAUGCUAUCGGAAUGGUUGUAGCUCACUACAUCCCAUGGAGAGCCAUCAGAGCUGGAAAGCAACUGAGCGACUCUAAAGGAGCUAGUGCAGCACUUAGUACUGAAGCAGCUAUCCUUUCUAUGCACAGAGCUAUGGAUGGAUUCAUAGGGCCAAAAGAUAUCUUCAGAAAUCCAGAAGCCAUUUUUAGAUUCUUUGAAUCUACUGGAGAUAGAGAUGAAUCUCCCUUCAACCUGCACUUGACUAACGAAGGAGAUGAUUUUGCUGUCAUGGGAAUGCAUUUUAAGCUUGGUCUUUACGAACAUCAAUCUGCAGGAGCUAUCGCUGGACUUAUUAAGCUUCUCAGAGAAAAUCCUCAAAUUUUGGAAAAUGGUGACGCAAGUAAUAUUAAAAAGAUUAACAUCACUGCUUAUGAGCCAGCAUAUGGAAUCAUUGGAGAUAAGGCCAAGUGGGAUCCAACUACAAGGCAAUCAGCUGAUCAUUCAAUGGUAUACAUCAUCUCUACUAUGCUAAAGAAUGCUUUCCAGCAGCAUGACACUCUUGAUCCUUCAACAGACAUUCAGGAAUAUUGGAAAACUUUGAUGCUUACACCUCAUGAUUAUUCUGGAACAGCUCUCUAUUCUCCAAUCACUCGUGAAUUAAUGGAUAAGAUUCAAUUCCAUCACGGAGGAGAGGAGUAUGAUUCAAAAUAUCCAGAAGGAAUCCCUUCUAGCAUUGAAAUCCAAACUACUGAUGGUAAUACUGUAGAUAGUGGAUUCAUCAUGUUCCCAGGUGGCCACGCUAGGAACACCGACACUGACCUUACAAACGUCUUACAACAUAAAUUCAAGACCCUUGGACAGCUCGCUUUAGGCAUGGAAGAUCUCUCAGGCUUCAUUAAUAAGUUAGAAUCAAUCGAAAAAGCUUCCAAUGAAGACCUCAAAUCAAUCUACGAUUGUAAUUUGAACUUUGCUGAUACUUCUAUUGAUGAUUAA
Moneuplotes crassus is the source of this 1665-nucleotide messenger RNA. The record is from the annotation of a GenBank genome assembly. Lineage: Eukaryota; Ciliophora; Spirotrichea; Euplotida; Euplotidae.